AUGGCUUUGAAGGCCAAAGUGUUGUACGACUUCCACUCUGAAAACCCGGGAGAGAUUUCCAUAACCGAGAACGAGACGGUGACUCUGUUCAGUGAGGAGGAGCUGGAGGGCUGGCUGGAGGGGGAGAACAGCAAGGGGGAGGCAGGUCUCUUCCCCGCUUCCUAUGUGGAGAUCCUAAGAGACCACAUCGCCUCUAGCGCCAGCAACAACGGCUUUUCCUCGCCCAAAGCCCAGUCCCCCGCCCACGCCUCCUACACCUCCUCGGACUCCCAGUCUCAGAGGGGGUUUGGGGCCGGCAGCGGCGGGGGGAGCAGCUUCCACACCAGCCAGGGCAGCGACGACGACUGGGACGACGACUGGGACGACGGCUCCCCGGCGCCGGACGCCGCCAAGGGCCUGGGCACCAGCCCCCCCCUGUACCCGGUCACCACCUCCCUGCCGGGGCGCGGCGGCGGCCAGCAGCAGAGCGGCCAGCAGGCCAAGAGCUCGGCCACGGUGGGGAGGAACCUCAACAGGUUCUCCACCUUCGUCAAGUCGGGAGGCGAGGCCUUCCUGCUGGGGGAGGCCUCGGCGUUCGUGAAGGACGGCGACCGGAUCUGCGUGGUGAUGGGGAAGCACGGGCCGGAGUGGCAGGAGGACCCCUACCCGUUCACGUGCACCAUCGACGACCCCACCAAGCAGACCAAGUUCAAGGGGAUGAAGAGCUACAUGUCCUACGGCCUCACCCCGACGCACACCAAUGUGCAGGUCAACCGCAGGUACAAACACUUCGACUGGCUCUACGCCCGGCUCGUGGAGCGCUUCCCCGUCAUCUCGGUGCCCCACCUGCCGGAGAAGCAGGCGACGGGACGCUUCGAGGAGGACUUCAUCUCCAAGAGGAGGAAAGGUCUGAUCUGGUGGAUGAACCACAUGACCAGCCACCCCGUGCUGGCCCACUGCGACGUCUUCCAGCAUUUCCUGACGUGCGGGGCGGAUGAGAAGGCGUGGAAGAUGGGCAAGAGGAGGGCUGAGAAGGACGAGCUGGUCGGGGCCAAUUUCUUCCUCACAAUAAGCACCCCCGCUGUCCCUCUGGACCUGCAAGACGUUGAGAGCAAGAUCGAAGGCUUUAAGACCUUCACCAAGAAAAUGGACGAGAACAUUGUUGUUGUCAACACGGCCAUCAACGAGUUCGCUCGCAAGCAGAUAACGGGGUUCAAGAAGGAGUACCAGAAAGUUGGACUGUCCUUCAAAUUCCUGUCGCAGGCGUUUGAGCUGGAUCAGCAGGCCUACGCGGUAGGCUUAAACAGAGCCAUCAACUACACCGGGGAGGCCUACGAGGCCAUUGGGGACUAUUUUGCUGAGCAGCCCCGUCAGGACUUGGACCCCAUUUCCGACCUCCUGGACCUCUACAGAGGACAUCUGGCCAAUUUCCCUGACAUCAUCCAUGUGCAGAAAGGUGCGCUGACCAAGGUGAAAGAUUGUCCGAAGCAGGAAGGCGAGCUCCACGACCGCUGUAACAUCAUAUCUUGUGCCACACUGGCAGAAAUCCAGCACUUCCACCGCACGCGUGUACGAGACUUUCGCUCGCAGAUGCAGCACCACCUCCGCCAACAGAUCAGCUUCUUCCAGAAGAUAACCGCCAAGCUAGAGGAUGCACUACAGAGAUAUGACGACGACCAAUAG
Molecule: messenger RNA, 1662 nt
Organism: Menidia menidia (Atlantic silverside)
Lineage: Eukaryota; Metazoa; Chordata; Actinopteri; Atheriniformes; Atherinopsidae
Source: the annotation of a GenBank genome assembly